ACUCGUCACUUUGAACCAAGCUGCUGCUGCUGCUGCAGGGAUACAAACACACACAUUCACUGGAGUAGACGGGUUUGUCCGCGCACAGCACACACACGCACACACACACCGGCACUCCACAGCGUUGACAUUUAGAGAAGACAUUAAGGAAAUACCGAAGAAGAAGAAGCAGAAGAAGGUCGUCGCUGCUUAAAGUUUCAGAUGGAAAAUUCGUCCAGCAACAACCGGUUUCGGUCCGCAAUGUUCAACCACGAUGAUGAGAUUGCAGAGUGCUCUUUAGCCCCAGUCGCAAUGGAGGACAGUGACCACGAGCCUCUGUCUUCAGACGAGCACGACUCCUGCCCUGCCUCCCCUAAUCACAGCAAGGAGCAUGAUGAUGCUGAACAGCAUUCAAGCCAUUCUGAGGACUCAGAAGUGGAGAGCAUUUUGCAUGACCCUCAGCACCACGGAGGGCGCGGCCCCCCCCACCACCACCACCACAACCAUCAUGGCCACGAGGCUCAUGAUGCAGACAGGGAGGCUGAGGGCGAAGACCGCCCCCACACCCCGUCUUACCUGCGGCCCCCCGUGGCCGGCAGGGCCCAGUCCGACUCGGGCUCGGACCCCAGUUUGCCACACAGCAGAAGCGUGGAGUUCGACCUGUCGUCCUCCGUCAGCCCCUCCAGGCCAAAGAGCCCCUGGGGCCGUUUCGAUCCCUAUGACAACCAUGAGGACCAGGAUAAGGAAUAUGUGGGUUUCGCCACGCUGCCGAACCAGGUGCACCGCAAGUCAGUCAAGAAAGGAUUUGACUUCACGCUCAUGGUGGCAGGUGAGUCUGGCCUGGGAAAGUCCACCCUGGUCAACAGUCUGUUUCUCACAGAUCUGUACAAAGAUAGGAAGCUGCUCAACGCUGAAGAGCGAAUCACGCAAACAGUAGAAAUCACCAAACACACGGUGGACAUAGAGGAGAAAGGAGUCAAACUGAAGCUCACCAUCGUGGACACACCUGGCUUUGGGGAUGCUGUAAACAACACUGAAUGCUGGAAGUCAGUGGCUGACUACAUCGACCAGCAGUUUGAACAGUACUUCAGGGAUGAGAGUGGCCUCAACCGCAAGAACAUCCAGGACAACCGCGUACACUGCUGCCUCUAUUUCAUCUCACCCUUCGGCCACGGCCUUCGGCCUCUGGACGUAGAAUUUAUGAAGGCCCUUCAUGAGAAGGUCAACAUCGUCCCCGUCUUGGCCAAAGCAGACACGCUCACUCCUACUGAGGUCAAGAAAAAGAAGUUCAAGAUCAGAGAGGAGAUUGAGCAGUACGGGAUCAAGAUCUACCAGUUCCCCGACUGUGAUUCUGAUGAAGAUGAAGAAUUCAAGCAGCAAGACCUUGAGCUGAAGGUGAGCGCCAAGGAAUACCAGGAGAGCAUUCCCUUCGCGGUAAUUGGCAGCAACACGGUGGUGGAGGCCAAAGGGAAGAGGGUGCGAGGUCGUCUCUACCCCUGGGGCAUCGUGGAAGUGGAGAACUCGGCGCACUGCGACUUCGUGAAGCUGAGGAACAUGCUCGUUCGCACGCACAUGCAAGACCUCAAGGACGUGACCCGGGAGACCCACUACGAGAACUACAGAGCGCAGUGCAUCCAGAGCAUGACCCGCAUGGUGGUCAAGGAACGCAACCGCAACAAACUGACCAGGGAGAGCGGCACGGACUUCCCCAUCCCCGUGGUGCCCGGAGUGACGGAGAGCGAGACGGAAAAGCUCAUCCGAGAGAAAGAUGAGGAGCUGCGGCGGAUGCAGGAGAUGCUGCAGAGGAUGCAGGAUCAUUUGAUCAUUCAGAAAGACGCCUAUUAACGCGGGAGCCCGGUCACACUGUGUACAUAUCUCCCCCUCCUCCACUGGGAUUUAAAAAAAAAAAAAAAAAAGAAAAGAAAAAAAAAAACACGCUUAGGAAACAAAUCCACUCUGAAUGCGACGUCCCGAGGCGUCCACGCGGCCUCCACCCAGCCUCAUCAACAGCAGCAUGUUACACGGGGAUCAGGGAGCUGGCGAGAAGGUGGGAGGAUGUUCUGACAUUUGCAGCUUAGCAGCUCCCUUUAUCCUCCUUCAUCCAGAACCUCUGACGUGAACGACUCUUCUGUUUGAACCGGCUCCGCUGUUUGUGUGAAUGAAUGAACUUUUCUUUAGCCACACGAUCGCAGGGUUGAUUUUUGUACAUGAUAUGAGGUUUACAUCAAAAAAAAAUACUGGUGCAAGUGUUUAUUUUUAUUAUCUCUAUAAGUAAACAUCCAUGUAUACUGUAAUAAUUUAAAUCUCUAUAUCGCACUCGAGCAUUUUUCUUUUUUUUCUCUCUCUUUCAGCUGCUUUUCAUUUUUGUGUGUUCCUGGUUUUAUUUAACUACACGCUGCGACACUGCUUGACAUAAUAUGGAUGGUGUUUUUAUGUUCACGUUCGUUCUGCUGAGGUGUCUGUUAUUUUUGGUUUGAUCUUGUUGCAACGAUGGUUUAGAUUCAUGUAAAUUUCGAUUCGUCGGCAUGUUUAUCGUAGUCGCCUCCUCCUGAACGUCUUUAACUGUUUACUGAGAGUCAAUUCAACAAAUACAAUAAUGUAUCUUUAAUCAGGAUAGAGAAGCCCUUCAUAAUUAUUUGGAAAAUCAGAGUUGUUUCAGAGUGAGUGACUUUGAUGAGACAAGACCAGAUGUUUGUAUAAAGUGAGCAGGGCUGCACCAGACGUGUCUCUAUUUUUGCAUGUGUUUGUGAAGGUUCCUCAGACCGACGAUCAGUUUAGUGAUCGUAAUGUUAUUAGUGGUCAAGGAAAAUGGAUUGAGACCAGAUUUUUAUUUUGUUACUUUAGCUGGUUAUAAGUAUUUGUUCUCACUAACUUCAAAAAUAAUAAUGAUGAACUUCCCAAAUUUUGGAUUUACCUUUAAAAGUGUGAUUUUUUAUUUUUUAAAAUAACUUAUCAAUGCCAAAAGUGGUUAUCAAAAUUAUGAGUGAACCUGAUGCCAAUGGUUUUUAUGUUUUAAACUUUUUAUUUUAUUUUAUUUUGGAGGUUAGAUGACUCUGACUUGUGUGACUUUGUGCUUUAAAAAUAAUGACAUUCCUCGAGCUUCUAUCCCAGAGUCAGGUUAUUGUUUCUAACUUUGUUUGUUUUAUAUUAAAUUUGUCUUUUUGUUAUGCUAAGUUUUUUGAGUAUAUUUAUGUAAUAAAUUUAUAAAUGAAACGAGGAUACAGAGAAAAACAUGUACAAAUUCUAAUAUUGUAAUAAAAAAUAUAAUUUCAUGCUCAA
Mugil cephalus (flathead mullet) is the source of this 3258-nucleotide messenger RNA. It is a transcript of the gene septin4b, whose product is annotated as septin 4b. Gene Ontology annotation, cellular component: septin ring; septin complex; microtubule cytoskeleton. Gene Ontology annotation, molecular function: GTP binding; molecular adaptor activity; GTPase activity. The record is from RefSeq and is a predicted model, not a curated record. Lineage: Eukaryota; Metazoa; Chordata; Actinopteri; Mugiliformes; Mugilidae. Bases 202 to 1824 code for a protein of 540 amino acids. Gene Ontology annotation, biological process: cytoskeleton-dependent cytokinesis; regulation of exocytosis. The transcript has 14 exons.